Molecule: messenger RNA, 519 nt
Organism: Lycium barbarum (goji berry)
Lineage: Eukaryota; Viridiplantae; Streptophyta; Magnoliopsida; Solanales; Solanaceae
Product: cytochrome P450 71A3-like
Exons: 1
Coding region: 1-519 (172 amino acids)
Molecular function (GO): heme binding; oxidoreductase activity, acting on paired donors, with incorporation or reduction of molecular oxygen; iron ion binding
Source: RefSeq, a predicted model, not a curated record
AUGAAUCUUCCCUGGUAUACUCUUCUAAUUCCUCUGCUUGUUUUCAUUUUCUUCCUUCAUCAGUGGUUCUUUACUACCUCAAACGUCCAAAAAAAGUUACCACCAUCCCCAAGAAAGCUUCCAAUUAUAGGAAAUUUGCAUCAACUUGGGACACAUCCUCACCGUUCUCUCCAUAAGCUUUCAGAAAAACAUGGUCCAGUCAUGCUACUUCACUUGGGAAGUAAGCCAAUGCUCAUUGCUUCCUCUGUUGAGGCUGCUCGUGAUAUCAUGAAAACUCAUGAUCUCGUCUGGGCAAGCAGACCUAAAUCCAGCAUCAUUGAUAGACUCUUUUAUCGCUCCAAGGACGUGGCCUUUAGUCCAUUUGGUAAAUAUUGGAGGCAAGUUAGAAGUAUUAUGGUGCUUAACCUUCUCAGCAGUAAAAGAGUUCAAUCUUUUCGUGGUGUCAGAGAAGAUGAAACAACGAAUAUGAUUGCAAAAAUCAGGCAAGGUUGUGAUUCUUUGAUGAAAUAUCCUCCAUAG